Molecule: messenger RNA, 579 nt
Organism: Spirodela intermedia
Lineage: Eukaryota; Viridiplantae; Streptophyta; Magnoliopsida; Alismatales; Araceae
Source: the annotation of a GenBank genome assembly
AUGCGGCACUGCGUGACAUUGUCGGUGGCGGGCAACAGGCGGGCGAGUCCCACGUCGGCGAUCUUGCUGACGAAGUUGCCGUCGAGGAGGAUGUUGCCGGGCUUGAGGUCCCGGUGGACCACCGGCUCCGGUCGGGUCUGGUGGAGGAAGAGGAGCCCGGUACCGAUCUCGGCGGCGAUCUUGAACCGGAGCUCCCAUGGGAGAGCGGGGGUGCCCUCCCUCUGGAACAGGCGAUCCUCCAGGCUGCCCUGCUCCAUGUACUCGUACACCAGGCAGCCGUACUCGGGGCAGGCUCCCAGGAGGAGGACCAUGUUGGGGUGCCUAAUGCAGCUCAGCACUUCGAUCUGCAAGUUCCAGAGAUAGGAAGAUGAUGAUGACGAUGAUGAUGAUGAUGGCUGUGGAGAUCAGAGCGUCAAAAGGAGGGAACUUGGAUUGUUAGUUCACCUCCCGCUGGAACUGGGAUCUCCCCUGGGCGGCGUUGGGACGGAGGAUCUUGAUGGCGACCGGCGUGUGAUCCAGGGAUCCCCUGAACACCGGGCCGUACCCUCCUUCUCCAAUCUUGCGGUUCUCCGCGAAUAA